CUUGCGGGGGGAGGAGAAGACUUUGUUCUCUCUGUCAUGUGUUAAGUCAAUGGUAUGUGUGCUGAGGAGUCUGGCCUUAAUUUUACUUUAUGAAUUACAUUUGGGAUUGUUUCUUGGUUGGGUCAUGGAUUCUGGUUUUAGUUCUGGAAUGUCACUCAAAAUAAAACAGAACUGUGGGGGGUGGCAGAAGGAGAAUUGUGAUGAUCGUACUUUGGUUAGAGGUAGUGGUGGUAGAAAACCUGUCAUCUCUUAAUAAAAUAGUAAAUCCCAAAUCUGUUUGGUGCUACUCAUCCCAGUCAUUUUUCCAUUCAUUGCCUAUAACUACACAGUUGAAACACGGAGUUUGAUUUAAACAAGACAUGAAGGUGUUCCCCAUUCCUUUGUUCUGAAUCCCUGGGAUUUUACAUACCUGGGUGCCUAGGUGAGGAGAUUCCUAACUUGUUAUACCUCAUCCAGGGUGGUCAUCCCCACGGAAAAGCUCCUGCCUAAAGAGUGACUCCUGUUGCCUCAGUGUUAUUGUGUUUCCUCAUUUCUGCCCUCGUGUUUCUCAGGUGUUGCUGUCCUGAGGCAAGGAUGGGAUUCCUUUUUGCUGUUGUUUUGUUUGUGUUGCAAAGACCCAGCAUAAGCAGCCCUAGUCAUGGACUGAGCCCACAAAUGCUGUCAUGAUACACUGGAGAGAAUUGCCAAAAUGCUUUGGAAUUCUUAAACGAUUCAAAAACUGAAGUCUCUGAGGAUACAAAGUCAUAAGAACACAAGAAGCAGCAAGGAGGAUUCAGUGCCAAUGCAGCAACAAAAAAGACAGCCAGAGUUAGUGGAAGGAAAUCUUCCUGUUUUUGUUUUUCCUACAGAACUUAUAUUUUAUGCAGAUGACCAGUCAACACACAAGCAGGUGUUGACUCUAUAUAACCCCUAUGAGUUUGCCUUAAAAUUCAAAGUUCUUUGUACAACUCCAAAUAAAUAUGCGGUGGUGGAUGCUACUGGUGCAGUGAAGCCUCAGUGUUGUGUUGAUAUUGUGAUUCGUCACAGAGACGUUCGAGCUUCUUACUAUGGUGUCAUAGAUAAAUUUCGUCUUCAAGUGUCUGAGCAGAGCCAGAGGAAAGCAUUAGGGAAAAAGGAGAUUAUUGCUACUCUGCUUCCAUCUGCAAAGGAACAACAACAACAAAAGGAAGAGGAGGAAAAACGAAUAAAAGAACACCUAGCUGAAAGUGUCUUUUUUGAGCAGACUUUGUGUCAACCAGAAAACAGAACUGCCUCGUCGGGACCUAGUUUACUCACAGUCUUCCUUGGGGUGGUGUGUGUCGCAGCACUAAUGCUACCUACAUUGGGGGAAAUGGAAUCCCUGGUGCCUCUCUACCUCCACUUAAGUGUGAAUCAAAAGUUAGUAGCUGCUUAUGUUUUAGGUCUCAUCACCAUGGUUAUUUUGAGAACAUGAGAAUGAGUUCAUAGGAUGUCAAACACCUUACUGUAUAUUCACAUCAUGAAUGUGGACUGCCUUUUACUCCCAUUUGGCUCAUUAAGAUGCUAGCAAAACUGUUCAGUGAUUUAAGAUACCUUCAGAAGUGUAAUAUAUUUUAACUGUGUAUAAUAAAUGAAAGACUCAAAGCACUUUGCGGUGCUUCUGUAACAGACAGCUAUGAAAUGUUCUGUGAUACCUGUGAAAAUAAUUUGAAAAACCUUUUAUAUCUAUGCCUACUGUAAAAAAUCCUUAUUAAAACAACAUUUGUUAUUUUUAGUCUA
Messenger RNA from Prinia subflava (tawny-flanked prinia), 1737 nucleotides. RefSeq names its product motile sperm domain-containing protein 1. Lineage: Eukaryota; Metazoa; Chordata; Aves; Passeriformes; Cisticolidae. The record is from RefSeq and is a predicted model, not a curated record. Bases 782 to 1432 code for a protein of 216 amino acids. The transcript is spliced from 6 exons. Gene Ontology annotation, cellular component: cytoplasm.